AUACAUGUGUAUGCUGCACGUAACUAUAAUGAUUAGAGGUUAUAGUCCGUUGUUAUAGAUGAGUUUGGGUCCAUGGUUAGGUUCUGUCUAUGGAGACUAUUCACAUGAUAAAAAACAUGCCAGGAAAUCUUCGAAGAGAGGCAUUAAGAGCUUUUAAAAAGUUGCACAAAACUCGCUUAAGGACUUUUCAAGGAGAUGAAUAUGCCUUGCAAGUCACAAGACAACGAAUCAAUGAUGAAUUUAGGAAAAAUAAGAAUGUUGCUGAUGAAUCUGCUGUUCAAGAGCUAAUCAAGUUGGCAAUUGAUGUAGAGCAUGAAAUUAAAACAACAGUUGUUCAGGCAGUUGAAAUAGAACCAGGAAAAUUUGAGGUUCGGAUUACUCCAGAUACUGUUAAACUAAACAACAUCCCCUUUGGUCAACCUGUUGAUAAAUCUCAAUUCAGGCCAGUACCAAAAUGCUCAGAUCCUUCAGUAAAGUAACCAAGGAUAAAAAAUGUAUUUAAUC
Phymastichus coffea is the source of this 504-nucleotide messenger RNA. Its product is annotated as complex III assembly factor LYRM7. Gene Ontology annotation, biological process: mitochondrial respiratory chain complex III assembly. The transcript is spliced from 6 exons. The record is from RefSeq and is a predicted model, not a curated record. The coding region runs from base 90 to 479 and encodes 129 amino acids. Lineage: Eukaryota; Metazoa; Arthropoda; Insecta; Hymenoptera; Eulophidae.